Serpula lacrymans var. lacrymans S7.9 is the source of this 1753-nucleotide messenger RNA. RefSeq lists its product as uncharacterized. The transcript has 6 exons. The coding region runs from base 287 to 1336 and encodes 349 amino acids. Gene Ontology annotation, cellular component: cytoplasm; heterotrimeric G-protein complex. The record is from RefSeq and is a predicted model, not a curated record. NCBI's taxonomy places the organism in Eukaryota, Fungi, Basidiomycota, Agaricomycetes, Boletales, Serpulaceae. Gene Ontology annotation, molecular function: protein binding; signaling receptor complex adaptor activity. Gene Ontology annotation, biological process: G protein-coupled receptor signaling pathway.
CACCUGUCUCUAGCUUCGAGCUCAUCGUUCCCAGAGCCCGUUACCCCCCGUCUCGUCGUCGUCCCCGUCGUCCUCGCCGCCCACUUUUUGUCGUCCACAUCUAUCUGGACCAGUUCUGCUAAUAUCGUCGCUUUGCUGGCACAGGUCCAUUAUUAGCGUGCCAUUUCACACGCUCGUCCCUACAUUCAUCUUCCUGUUGUUUCGCAAGAAUCGCAGAGACUUUUGGGUUAUCUCUACUGAUUCUUAUACUCUCUUACUCUUUUCCCUCCAGUAACUGGCUUAAAUCAUGGCCCAACCACAAGGUGAUAUUCAAGAAAGAAUCGCUGCGGCGCGUCGUGAGGCGGAGGUUCUGAAGGAGAAAAUUCGUGCAAGCAGAGAAGCAUCAGCAGAUACAAGUUUGCGAGCUAUGGCUGCAGAAGUUGAUACUCUCCCUCGAAUCGUCAUGCGACCUCGACGUGCGCUAAAAGGUCAUCUUGCAAAAAUCUACGCCAUGCACUGGGCUGCAGAUCGCAGACAUCUCGUCUCUGCCUCGCAGGACGGAAAACUUAUCGUUUGGGACGCCUACACAACAAAUAAAGUUCACGCCAUUCCACUUCGGUCUAGCUGGGUCAUGACCUGCGCUUACUCGCCUUCAGGCAACUUUGUGGCUUGUGGUGGUCUGGAUAACAUCUGCUCAAUUUAUAACCUCAACAGCAAAGAGGCCAACGGCGUCAAAGGCGGCCGAGAGCUUAGCGCCCACUCUGGUUAUCUCAGCUGCUGCCGAUUCAUUAACGACAGACAAAUCGUCACUAGCUCCGGCGACAUGACUUGUAUGUUGUGGGAUAUCGAAGCUGGUGUUCGCGUAGUCGAAUUCAGCGACCACACUGGGGAUGUGAUGAGUUUAUCGCUAGGACCCAAUCAGAAUGUCUUCGUGUCUGGUGCCUGUGAUGCAACCGCAAAACUUUGGGACAUCCGGAGCGGUCGAGCUACACAGACUUUUACUGGUCAUGAGUCGGACAUCAAUGCCGUGCAGUUCUUCCCCAACGGCGAUGCAUUCGCCACCGGAUCCGAUGAUGCUUCCUGUCGCUUGUUUGACAUCCGAGCCGAUCGAGAGUUAAACAGCUUCACACACGACAACAUUCUCUGUGGUAUCACCUCAGUCGCCUUCUCCAUUUCAGGACGUAUCCUCUUUGGUGGUUAUGACGACUGGACAUGUAACGUCUGGGAUACGCUGAGAGGCGAGCGUGUAGGUGUUUUAACUGGCCAUGAAAACCGAGUCAGCUGUUUGGGAGUAAGCGUAGAUGGAAUGGCUCUUUGCACUGGUAGUUGGGACAGCACCCUCAGGGUUUGGGCAUAACGUGACCCGGUCCCCGAUACUUACAAAUACCCUUCUUGCCUCAUUGCAUGCUACUUCUUUCCGUUUUCUCGUAAUGUCGUCCCUUUUCCUUGACUUUUCCGGCGCCAGUAUCUGUCAUUUUAUAUCCUUACUCUAUUGCUCACCUGCGUGCAGUCAUUGGCAUGGACGCCUCGAGUCGGUCUCUACAGAAUAUCAUUAGCCUUUAUACGUAGGCAUGGUUCCAUUUUCCUUGUGGUAUACAUAUAUUGUCUCGUUAUCAGGUUAUCUGUUGCUACCCAAUUCUUCUCUUCAAUGCUCUUUCGCCAUCUGCGACCACCUGGAUCCCGUAUAUACUUCCGAAAUCAAAUUCAUAUUAAAACUCGUUUGUAGUAUUUUACAUCGACGUUCAUUGAAAAUGCGGGCGUCUUGUUGCUACUG